AUGUGGGGGAAGGGACGGGAGCUCCACAUUGACCCAAAAAAAUCAACGGCGAUAAAAAUCUCCCCAGACUGCCCACUUCACCCAUUUUUCCCACGAGCCGCCUUGCAACAACGACUGCCCCCCCCCCCCCAGACAAUUCAUCUGCUGGGAUUUCCUGACCCGACUCUCCCCGCGCUAUCGCCACUGUCACUGUCAGUAAAUCAACAGCGCAAAAAGAUGGCGGACGAAGAAUUGCAGGAGCGUCUCCGCGGCAACUCCCAGGCCUUCAACAGCUUGUUGUCGCUCAUCCCCGGAACACUGUACUAUGGGGAGGAUACCAGUGAUCAGUGGAAGAAGAAGAAGCAGACCAAGGAGGAAGCCCGGGCCGCCAAGCGCAACAAGUUGGACCCCGACAGUGAACGUCACCGGAACGCCAAGGAUCUCAUGGAGGAGAAGGCGCGCAACAAGCGCAAGCUGAAGGAGCUCGAGGAUGAGGACGAUAGCCACAACUCCAACGACGAGGACGACGACUUUGAGAUUGAGGGUAUCGAGAAAGAGAAGCCGCUCGAGGGGUUGAAGAGAAAGGAUACACCCGCCGCCAAGGAGGAAGAGGAGGAGUCGCCUGUCAAGAAGCAAAAGGUCGUCGCCGAGGAGCCAGCCGUCGGGCAAACCCCUAGCAAAGAUGCGGCCACGAAGGAAUCCAAGAAGUCUGCGAAGAAGCAAAAGAAGGAGGAGGCCAAGAGGUUAAAGAUGGAAGCGGCUGCGCCAAGCAAGGCUGCUACCAAGAGGGAUGAGGAGCCCGCUGUUCGGGAAUCUACCGAAGCCCCCGACAGCGAUGGCGAGGAUGACGAAAUGGUUCCUAUUGAUGUUUCUGGUCUGGUCACAAAGGAGGACGACAACACGUCAGAAACCACGAGAGAUACCCCGGCGUCCGACGCCGCCAGAACCGACUCUUUAGCCGCUAGCAGCACGACUUCCAUCUCCUCGGCCGUUCCACCGUCCGAAAGGCCAAAGGGUCUCAAAACUCCAGCUAACCCGGAAAACAUUGCGAAACUUAAGGAGAAGCUCAACGCCAAGCUCCUCAGCCUGAAGAUCGCGCGCAAGGCGGCCGACACGGAAGGAAAUGCGAUCAAGAACAAGGAAGACCUCCUCGAAGCGCGGAGAAAACUCGCGCUCAAGCGUAAGGAGCGCAAGAACGAGAUGCGCAAGCAGGCCAAGAUUGAGGAGGAAAAGAAGAGGGAAGCUGCCCUCGCCACAGCCCGGGACUCGCCCGCGUUGUCCUCGUUCCUCCAAGAAGACGACAAUGUCGAGACAAACUUUGCCUUUGGCCGCCUUCGCUUCUCGGACGGCACUCAGCUCUCUCACGACGCCGCCUACGAAAAGACACCCGGCUCCGCCAAGAAGAAGGGCCCCUCGGACCCGAAGACUGCGCUUUUGAAGCUGGAGAACCAGAAGAAGAGGAUCGCCAACUUGCCGGAGGAGAAGCAGAAGCAGGUGAUUGAGCAGGAGGCUUGGCUGGCGGCGAGGAAGAGGGCGGAGGGGGAGAAGGUGAUUGACAAUGAGGCGCUGCUCAAGAAGGCGAUCAAGCGGAAGGAGAAGGGAAAGAAGAAGAGCGAGAAGGAGUGGAAGGAGAGGAAGGAGGGGGUGCAGAAGAGCAUUUAUGACAGGCAGAAGAAGAGGGAGGAGAAUUUGCAGAAGAGGAAGGAUGAGAAGAUGGCGAAUAGGAGGGGAAAGGGGAAGGGGAAGAAGGGGAAGGGGGUGCAGACUAAGAAGAAGGGGGGGAGGCCGGGGUUUGAGGGGAAGUAG
This is a messenger RNA of Podospora anserina S mat+, 1785 nucleotides long. RefSeq lists its product as uncharacterized. Gene Ontology annotation, cellular component: nucleolus. Gene Ontology annotation, molecular function: DNA binding; RNA binding. Gene Ontology annotation, biological process: ribosomal small subunit biogenesis; ribosomal large subunit biogenesis. The coding region runs from base 1 to 1785 and encodes 594 amino acids. Lineage: Eukaryota; Fungi; Ascomycota; Sordariomycetes; Sordariales; Podosporaceae. The record is from RefSeq and is a predicted model, not a curated record. The transcript is spliced from 3 exons.